This is a messenger RNA of Drosophila eugracilis, 893 nucleotides long. Its product is annotated as protein SLG1. Gene Ontology annotation, cellular component: extracellular region. The transcript is spliced from 4 exons. The record is from RefSeq and is a predicted model, not a curated record. NCBI's taxonomy places the organism in Eukaryota, Metazoa, Arthropoda, Insecta, Diptera, Drosophilidae. Gene Ontology annotation, molecular function: chitin binding. Bases 30 to 893 code for a protein of 287 amino acids.
GAGCGGUAGUAGAGUCGGAAGAAGAGAAAAUGUCUCAAAGGAUUGAAAAUAUAGUCAAAGGAGUAGUGGUGGUGGCUCUGGCCUUCAUGGUAGCUCAAACCGUGUCCGAUUGCAAUGUCUGUCAAUCGAAUCAAGUGGCCUGCAUCAACUCCACCUCCUUUUACUUGUGCUUUGGUGAUGGAACCCCACAUCGUGAUCAGCUUUACCACUGCCUAGAAGGAUUCGACUGCACCAAUCUCACGGCGAUUUGUGUCCAAAAGAGCAGCCAACGUCCUCCAAGCUGUGGCGACACCUCGCAAUGCGGCCAAUGCAAUGCCAAUGUGAACUAUCUAUUUGCCUGCCAGAGUCGCGGAAUUUUCCAGAUGUGUUAUGGCGCCACGAGACCAACUGGAAAGUUUGGCUACUGCCCCUCGGGAACAGUUUGUGAUGCCAGCAGCAAUGCGAUUUGUGUGCCCGAGGUUGAGGGUCAAUCGGUAACUUGCGAUAUAAAUGAUGAGCUGGUGGACACCACCACUGCUGCCUCAGUGACCACAGAAAGCAGCAGCACGGAUUCUACUUUGGAUAGUAGUACUGAGAGUAGCACUGAGAGUAGUACUAGUAGUAGCACUGAAAGUAGCACUGAGAGCACCACUGAAAGCAGCACCGACUCUACUGUAACCACGGAACAAACCACCACAGUGAUCCCUCUAACACCAGCUCAGAUGUGCACCGAGAGGAAUGCCACUGGUCUUUUUCCCAUCAUACCCGCGGAUCCAUACUGUCAACGCUACAUUAGUUGCUAUUUCCAGAAGAAUGUUCUUAUCAGAUCUGCCGAAUAUAACUGUCCGUCGGACUCAUACUUCGCUUCCCAGACUCAGAGCUGCGUCUACGUUAAUCCGGGCUAUUGUCUGUAG